AAUUUCUCAGAGAUCAAAUUAUAUUUGAAUAAAACAAUGUUUCAGGAAUGCUAAUCUUAUCUGUUGGUGAGUGUCGAAAUCCUCUUGUGCUUUUUGAAGUGGAACGACCCAAGAGAGAGACAUGAAGAAAGGGCCAGAUGAUGGUGAGUUUUGUCUGGAGUCCCAACAGUCUGUCCUUUAGGGGAAAGACAGAUGCGGGAAAAAGAGGGAGAAAGAAAAACAUGAGAGGAGGGGCUCGGGAGAUUGCUGCUCUUGGCUGUGAAACACCUACCCACUCACAGACAGGCUCUGUCUCCCCGCCCACUCCAUUCUUGUGUGUGUGUGUGUGUGUGCUGCAGAUGUUUUUGUGUGGCGGCUGCUCUGGCUUUUCUGUCACCGCGCAGAGCUGAGAGGAGGAGGAGAGAGCAGCGCAGCAGAGAGAGAGAGCGAGAGUGCGUCCGUGUGCUUGUGUGUGCUAUGCAGGGAUUGCUCUGUCUGGCUGCUGGUGAUUUGGUAGGAGCUUUUGGUGUGUUUAUGUAGACAUCCACCAUUCUGCUGUUGGUUGCGUGUUUAGGUCAGUAAGCCAUCGAGGAGGAGCUCUCAUAAGGUAGAUUGCAUGCUGUUUGCAUUUGACUGCUGCAGGAGACCGCCAGGAAAGGAGGGAGCGGGAAGGGGGGAGAUCGGGAACAAGUGAAAGAGAGAGCUGUUACCCUCAAUGUGCAUUGGUCUGUUUAUCUUCUCUACUGCUUGCUAGUGUUUAGCUGUGUGGCUGAUGCGGCAUGUGUCUAUGAGUCAGGCUGAAGCCAUACUGUAAGUGAGGUCACAGCGCUGUAGUGGAGGAGACAAUGCUGGUAAUGAAUGUUCUCUCUGCGUAGGGGACGGACGGUGAGGUCAGCUGGGCUGCUGUGUUCUGAGCAUCAGACUCUGAAUUCCUCUACAGUGGAGGAGCUCCUGGUGGCUUUGUUUCGGUUGCCUGGCGGGACAGAAACAACGGUCUGAUUCAGUGUGGUCUGUGUCAGCCAGAGGCACAAUGCAUGUGUGAGCUGAGCUUGGCAGGUGGCAGGAUUAGUGCUAGAUGUAGUGUGACUGUGGACUGGACACAGACCAUUCAUUCACACAUACUCUCACAUACAGGAGAGUUAGGGACUUAUCACUCGUUCGAUUUCAGUCAUUACAUGCAGCAUUAGAGCAGUGAGUCUGUUAGGCAGGCAGGCAGCUCUCCUUACACCUCAGGCUGCCAUUCCAUUACAGCAGUGUGCUUUUCGGGACUGAGACUCCGAUUUGCUUUUUGUAGCCAGCUGUGGAGCCCCUUGAUUCUCAUACCUGGCUUAUGGUUGAGAGGAAAGGUAUUAUAUCCUUGGUUUGCAGAGGGAUAGAGCCCCUAAGCUAUUUGAGAUAGUGAAUUCAGCAGGACUUUGGAAGACAGGCAUUGAGAUUGAGAUUGGAUCCGCUUGUAAAGCAAGAGCACGGCCAUUGAUAGGUCUUGUGAGGGGUAUAGCAAAGACUCAGUGGUGUGUGAAAUUGGUUGAGGGAUAGUGUGUGUUGGACAGUGUGUCAGAUAGUGUGUGUGUGUCCAUUCUCUCACGCGUAAUGCUGUGCCCAGCGUCCUGCCUGCCUCUCCUAAGGGACCUGGCUCAGUGGCGCUGCCUGCUAGGGUGGCACCGCCAACACGGGGUCAGUGCAGGGGUCACUGCAGGGGCUGGGCCGGGGUCAGAGGUUGGGGUUGGGGGAAUGAAUCGGCCCGUCUGCCUCACCAAACCGCAACAUGGGAGCAAGUAUGCGUCAGCCGGAUGCCUGCUGUCCCUCCACCACAGUGAGAAGCCUGAUCACGAGGAGGUGUGUGAGUUCCGUCCCUACACCUGCCCGUGCCCCGGGGCCUCCUGCAAGUGGCAGGGCUCCCUGGAGGCCGUCAUGCCCCACCUGAUGCACGCCCACAAGUCCAUCACCACCCUGCAGGGAGAGGACAUCGUCUUCCUGGCCACAGACAUCAACCUGCCGGGGGCCGUGGACUGGGUCAUGAUGCAGUCCUGCUUCGGCCACCACUUCAUGCUGGUCCUGGAGAAGCAAGAGAAGUACGAGGGCCACCAGCAGUUCUUUGCUGUGGUGCUGCUCAUCGGAACGAGGAAGCAGGCCGAGAACUUCGCCUACCGCCUGGAGCUCAACGGGAACCGGCGGCGCCUCACCUGGGAGGCCACGCCCCGCUCCAUCCACGACGGUGUGGCGGCCGCCAUCAUGAACAGCGACUGUCUGGUGUUUGACACGUCCAUCGCUCACCUGUUCGCCGACAACGGCAACCUGGGGAUCAACGUUACCAUCUCCAUGUGCUGAGCGGCUCAGAUGUGGAAACACAGACCCACAGGCUUCUCUCGUUUUCAGACUUACACAUGUGGUGGGCAGAAACCGGUGCACAGUGACUGACUGCUGUGCUGUACCUGCCUCCUGUGUGAUGCAGUAGACUGUGUGUGAGAGGAUAGGUGGGAUAUGGAGAGGAUGUGUGUGUUUUGCUGCUUGAGGCUCGUUGGCUCCCCAUAAUGCUUGAAUGGAGACUGGGCUGUAGAGUAGUUUCAGGGUUAGGGUGUUUGCCUGUCCUCUCAUAAUGCUUGAAUGGAGACUGGGCUGUAGAGUAGUUUCAGGGUGUUUGCCUGUCCUCUCAUUGUGUGUGCUGGAGACAGUGUACAGUAACCUACAUGCGGUGGGCUUUUGAUGACUGAUGCUCUACCCGCCCCCAGGACCCCUCCUCAACCGCUCCCACCCCACUCACCCCUACCUCCUCUUCUGCCAACCAGUGCCAGGCAAGAAGGACACUGCCAGUGUAAGAAAGGGCGGUCAGUCAAUUGGCUGCCACACAGCGGUAUUCAGAGAACCUCCACUUCAUCCGUGAAUAGCCCCUGCAGAUGCCGCUUCCUAAUCCUCACAGCGAAUUAAGUUUCAGUAAGUUGGUCAGUGGACCAAUCAGGCCUCAGACGCAUAUGGGCAGAGUCGGGACCUGAGAGUGACCAAUGUGCUGCCUCAGUCUGGGUUAGUGUGAGCUAAGCCGGGGUUGUUCAUGCCCUCCUAAAGGACUGCACUGACUACUAACCAACUCCUUACUUUUCAGAACCGCAAAACUCAACCGUUUUCAUAAUUAGGCUGUCAAUUAUAAGCCCAACCCUGGUGUGUAUAAUAAUAUUGGUGAUCGGUCCUGAUCUGAUUGGAAGUAAAAGACUGCAUGUAUGUCCGCCAUGUAGAAUAAAGACACUGAUCAGGUGUUUUGGUUGUAGGCUCUCGUCAUAAUGCAUCAUAAAGGUUGCAUAAUGCCAUCGUAAGCAUGGUAUCAAACCGGUCAUAAGCACUUUUUGGUGAAACCCCAGGGCCUAGUUAUUCACAUGGAUUCUGUAUUACAAUACAAACAACAAAGGCACAUUACUUCUCCAAAGUCACACGCUCUGUUGCAUAAAACUCUUAUAGAUUUGAAGGUUAGUCCCUUUCUUUUUUUUUUUAACCCUUUUUCUCCCCAAUUUCGUAGUAUCCAAUUGUUGUAGUAGCUACUAUCUUGUCUCAUCGCUACAACUCCCGUACGGGCUCGGGAGAGACGAAGGUUGAAAGUCA
This is a messenger RNA of Oncorhynchus mykiss (rainbow trout), 3567 nucleotides long. Its product is annotated as E3 ubiquitin-protein ligase Siah2. The record is from RefSeq and is a predicted model, not a curated record. Gene Ontology annotation, molecular function: ubiquitin protein ligase activity; zinc ion binding; ubiquitin conjugating enzyme binding. NCBI's taxonomy places the organism in Eukaryota, Metazoa, Chordata, Actinopteri, Salmoniformes, Salmonidae. Gene Ontology annotation, biological process: multicellular organism development; proteasome-mediated ubiquitin-dependent protein catabolic process. Gene Ontology annotation, cellular component: cytoplasm.